Molecule: messenger RNA, 2816 nt
Organism: Scatophagus argus
Lineage: Eukaryota; Metazoa; Chordata; Actinopteri; Scatophagidae
Gene: wdr21
Product: WD repeat domain 21
Exons: 13
Coding region: 382-1947 (521 amino acids)
Cellular component (GO): Cul4-RING E3 ubiquitin ligase complex
Molecular function (GO): protein binding
Source: RefSeq, a predicted model, not a curated record
AAUGAAAACCAUUUGGAGGUGGGACAAUAUGGCAGGAACUCACUGUACAGAUAUCAGCGCUUGUGGGAUGUUAAAACUUUCAUGUUUUAUCAGUUUAAUAGGAAAAUAAACAUUGUUUGCAUUCAUCGGAGGCUGUGUCAAUUGACCCAUUAAAACCAUAUUUACGUUUAUUCAUGUUUACUAUCCAGCAUCUAUAUAAAAGUGUCGAAAACGAUGUGUAGCUAAUGUUAGCCCACGAAUGCUAAUGAGUACAACUUGCUAACUUAGCUAACAAGUAAACCUACUGCAUUAGCAAAUCGUGCACGCUUGGUACGCAUAGACGUGAAUGAAAGACUGUGACUGUGGUGUGAAGAUCCUUAUUUUGGAGCCAAAACAGCAAGGAUGAAGAGGUGGAACUGGCGAGAGGGGCAGCGACCAUAUCGCCAACAAGGUCCUGGUCAGCGGCGCGGCUGGUACAGAGGUAACCGACAGAGACCGACACAGGACGAACAGUGGUCUGGACAUAAUGCGGGGCCAUCAUACAGAGCAUCUCAGAGGAGACAUGAGAACCAGUCAGCUGCUUCCUCGUCAUCCCCGUCUUCCUCCUCUUCUGAGGCUAGUAAUGCUGCACCAGAGCUGCCUGGUUUCUACUUUGACCCGGAGAAAAAUCGUUACUUUCGCCUGUUGCCCGGACACAACAACUGUAACCCACUGACCAAGGAGAAGUUACAGGAGAAAGAAAGAGAGAAACAGAGAAACAAAAUGCUUGCAGAGGAUGAAAAGCCCAGAAAAAAAGCACCAAGAACAGGACUUAACACUUCACUGCUCCUGCAGAAGAGACACCUCGGCCUGUUACCUGAGAACUCCUAUUGCAGGCGGGUCCACGAGGUGAAGGUCAGCGGAAUGAGACGCCACAAACUAGAGAUCCAGUGCACAGACAACAGCAACCCCAACACUGACAACUUCAGACUCAUAGUGGGUGACUCAGCAUGUGAGCGAGUGUUCACAGUCAACGAUGUGUCGCACGGAGGUUGCAAGUACGGCAUCAUGAACUUCAGCAGCAGCAGCCGGGGAUCUCUCUCUGUGGAAAUGUGUGACAACCUCUACUUCACCAACCGCAAGGUGAAUUCCAUCUGCUGGGCCUCAGUCAACUACCCAGACUCCCACGUAUUACUGUGCCUGGUAGGAGCGGCAGACACCCCUGGCUGCGUCAGUUUACUUCCUGCUUCCCUCUUCAGCAACUCCAACCCAGAUCAGCCUGGGAUGCUGUGUAGCUUUAAGAUAUCCUCAGCCUGGUCUUGUGCUUGGUGUCUCAAUCCCCAGUUUGACAAGACCUUCAGUACCGGUCUGUCUCGCAGAGUCAUAGUGAAAGACGCAGAGACGGGCCGAACACAGACGUAUAGCACUGGCAGUGAUGUCUUGGCUCAGCAGUUUGCCCUUAGGGUACCUGUGCUUUUUAACGGUUGUCGAUCAGGGGAGAUCUUCAGCAUCGACUUGCGGCAGCGCGGCCGCAGGGAUCAAAGCUGGAAGGCCAGUCGCUUUCAUCAGGAGUCAGCCAUCACCUCUGUACGCGUCCUGCAGGAUGAGAACUACCUGCUGGCUGCUGACAUGCUGGGCCAGAUUAAGCUGUGGGAUGUGCGAGUGACAAAGCCAGUGCAGGAGUACAAAGGGCACUACAAUGAACAUGCCUACCUUCCCAUCCACGUCAGUGAGCCCGAGGGGCUUUUGUUAGCAGUUGGUCAAGAUUGCUACACAAGGAUAUGGAGUUUAAACGACGGUCACCUGCUGAGGACCAUCCCUUCACCCCAUCCAGCUGCAAAUGACCUGAUACCGAGCGUCGUCUUUUCCUCCAAGUUGGGCGGCUGCAGGGGGCUCCCUGGCCUGCUAAUGGCUGUUAAACACGACCUUUACUACUUCCCGUACAACACCGACUACCAGGAAGGAGGAGAUCAGCAGACUGUCUUUUAGGAAAACACUGAAAUUGUUUCAUCUCACAGACAAUUUCUAAAAACAGGGACACCUUACUUCAUGAGUGCACGUAUACUCAUAUACAAAAUCUAAAGGUAUUUAUAAUUGAAAGGGUUUGGCCAGUAUGCAGAUAAUUUCCAAGAAGUUGUACUGAAUUUUGAUGGGGAAGAUGACCUUAGAAAAGUUACAUUGACAUCUCAGGGAAUAUUUGAUGUUUGACCAACUUGCUUGUGCCAAAAGGCAACUGAAGUGCUACAUACUACAGUUACAGCAGAUAAAAUGCUUUCUGUAAUUGUUACAAAAUAAGUGCACUUAUUACAUGAUUGAUGACUUAAUUUGUUUUAAUGUAGGCUUGGAUGUCUCUGAUCUCCAUUUGAAAAGGACAGUGCUGCUGCUGUUUAAUACAUAAUGUAUGAACAAAACAUGAACAAAAAGGUAUUGAUUUGUUCCUUGUGAUAUUCAUUGAAUGUCUCUCUGAAACAGACGAUGACGAGAUAGUUCAGGUCAACAUGUUAUUUCAUCUUAGUUGUUGACAUAACCAACAACCUCUCCCUGUCAGUUACUGAUUUAAGAAAAAAAAAUACCACAUUAACCAUCACUGCAGUCAGCUCUUACGAGAAAGCCCAGCUGCGUUAUAUGUUGUAUUUAUCAUUGUCAAUUAUAGUCUCGUUGUAAUAAUGGCAACCUCAAACGUUGCUCACUUGGUGCUCCUAGCUAACUAGCUACGCAGCCUGAGUUGACAGAGUAAAGGAUUACUCCUCUAAUUAUUUCCUGUUUUGAGGGGCCAGCCUCAAAGAUGGUUUGAAAUCUUUUCUGCACCAUAUUGCUACUGUGAGCCAGCCACUGUAUUAAAAGCAGUUUCUGUUGCA